UGCUCAGUCCAACCGGUAAUAAGGUUAACGUUUAUUACAGGUGGGAUCUUGUGUACCCGUACAUUGUGACGAUCUGUCUUAUCUCCUCGGCUCCUUGGCGCCUUGGCUCCUUGAGAGGAACACGCCAGACUCCUGAGAGCAUCCACCCAAACAUCCAUACAUUCAACCGGCCAAAGAGAUAGCGCUGGCCGGUAGUUUGUGGGAUGAUGUGUUUGUUGAGAGCUUCACAAAGUGAUUUGAGAUCCUGGCCUCAUGUUGGAAACCGGAACGGCUGUAGCAAUCUUUACACUCUGAUAUACAUCUGUCUCUGGGUCCUAUAAUUUCCUUUGCCCAUCAAAUCUAUCCCCAUUCUUUCCAUGGUUUCCUUCCUCUAAGUUUGCAGGUUGCCGGUUCGCUUAGAGUCGAGGUUGCCGUAUCUCUGUAUGCAACCGCAUGUUGGUCCAUAGCUAGCUGGUUCUUGGCUGCAACCGCCAUCCACCAGGCUUUGUUUGUUUGGAUAUGCAGCGAAGUUAGCUACUAGUAGUAGACAAUUGAAGCGGUACAAUACAUCAUGCCUAACAGCAGGUGUCAGUGCUACAAGUACUCUUUCUAGCCAGCAUACAUACAUGUACAUGUAGUUGCUAUGGCCAUCACAGAGACGCAUACUAGUACGUGGUAAUAGAAAUUCGUUGAUGGCAAGCGUGGUCCUGGCAAACUCAGGACCAGACCGAACGUCGGUGUAAAACCUCUCAGUCUUGUGCCAAAAAAAUUUCAUGGGAGCGCAUCCUCGAGACGGAGCGACCCCAACAGCAAAGUCAUCAUCGUCAGCAUCAUUGCCUCAAAACAAAAAAGGAACCCACAAAACAACCGAUACUUACUCUUCUCUAUUCCAGUUUGCGUUGCUCAGCUGCGUUGUUGUUGUAGACAAUGGGUGAGAAGAGCAAGAAAACCAUGCGUCGCAAGAGCAAAACUGGCGGAAGUCAGACGGCGUCGGCGAAUGGAGACGAUGCAUCGGCGGUGUCCAAGUCGUCUAAGAAGUCAUUUAUGGGCAAGCUAAUGAAGGGAAAGUCGAAGCGGAAGAACAAGGUGUCUUCGUCUACGAAUGAGGAUACCACAGCCAUGAUCAACGAAAGCGCAGAAGCCGACAAACAGGCAGAAGUUCAAAAGGCAUUUUUGAAAAAUGGACAAGAAGCCAAAAAGCCAUACAUGCUCAAGAUUGCAUUGCUUUUGGUGGACGCCAAAACACGUCGAUUUGAGCUUCUGCAGCUGGAAUUUGAUUCUGACAAGGCAUUGGUUUCAGACGCCUUGUCGCAAAUUCCAAUCCAUGUAACCGAAAAGGUGUUGAGCAGUCAGACUUACACCGGGGUGUGCGGUGCCAGUGGAGUGGAACGAAAGCGAUCGGUCCCUUUGUUUGAUUUUUGCAAGGGCAACGAUGUGCUUGUGGCCAUCCCCUCGGGAACAUCGGCAGAAGAAUGUGCUCGAUUGGCCAAACCAAUUCUUAGUGAUGAAAAGGUUAUUGGAAUGCUUUCCACUAGUGGAAUCAAUGCGGACCCAUGGACGACAGCACCAAUUCCAACACCACGAGGUCCUUCCUCGAGGCGAUCAAGAGGGGGACCCAAGGUUGAGGAAGCACAGAAAGAGACCAGUGGAACGAGCACCAUGGUGUUUUACGCGGUCAUUAUUUUGCUCAGUGCUGCAGCCUUGGCUUACUGGUACCAUACAAAGGCAUCGGCAGCAGAAGUUGUCACUGAAGCAGGCGAACCGGCAGAAAAAUGGAGCGCACAAGUAGACAUGGAACCUGUUUGGUCGAGUUGCUACAGCAUGUGCGACGCAACUCGCGGUGUAUUCGAAACUUAUAUAGCUUCACCUCCCAAGAAGGGGUGAUUGGGAGGUUUGUUUCCGAGAAGAUAGCAGCAAGUGAUCGUGCAAGAGGAACGCAUCAAACAGCUGCCGAUUAUUAAUUAGGUCGAGUGCGCUCGCUCACACACUACGCCGAUACUUGGUUGAAUGAUGCUUUGGACGAGGACGUUGCAUAAAGAAAAAGUGGCAAUUGGAUCCGUUCUAUAAGCGCAUUCGAAUCAGUCCCUACAUUUGAUCAUUUUAAUGUUCUUUUUGUUUGAGUUGUUUACUAGUAUGAUCUGAUUCUUCCUCGGGUCUUCCGUCUUCAAUUGCAUGUCUCUCUGACCAUGCGAUUAUCAGGCAAAGUUGAAUGUCCUCGUCAAGCUGGCUUUUCAGCUGCAUUUUUGCGGAGCCAGAAAUUCGUACCCUGACCACCCCCAAGGUUGCUCCCA
Messenger RNA from Seminavis robusta, 2270 nucleotides. NCBI's taxonomy places the organism in Eukaryota, Bacillariophyta, Bacillariophyceae, Naviculales, Naviculaceae. The record is from the annotation of a GenBank genome assembly.